AUGGCGAACCCAAAGAAAACAUACUUUCUUACUCCCUCUUUCGACUAUCCUCCCCCGCCCAUAGGGCCUAUCCGUCUCGGAAACAUUCUCAUUGACCCAACCCUCCCCGAUCGCCCUCUAAAUCCUGGCUCCGCGCUUAUACCCCCACCCGCAGAGGCCCUCAUCACGACGGUGAAAUCGGAGUGGAAGUCCACGCUCAGCAAGUCCAACAAGGCGUCCAUCGGCUUGUAUGCUAAGUUUCUAGACCUCAUCCUUGGUGCCGGUGCCGACGCGUCGACGAACUGGGAGCGCGGCAAGGGAGAAGAAUAUGCUUUUGAUAGGCUAGAGACUACCUUUUUUGACCCUGCGACCCUGAAUGGCUAUCUGGAGUCUGCGGUGAAGGCGCCGAAUGUGGGACGGUAUGUCGAAAAGAGCAGAUUGCGUAAGCCAGUGUACAUCAUCACUGGGCUGAAGAUUGUCAGAGGGGCGAAGGCCAAAUCUAGCAAGAAAAGUGGGCACGGUGGUACGUUGAGUGUUGGAUUGGAUGGGGCUGCCAUGGCUGCACCGGUCGAAGCUGGUCCGGAGCUUGGAAUCCAGAGCGAGAGCGAGGAAGGCGUGAAGUGGAGUGCUAGUGAUGACUUCGUAUUUGCCUAUAGGGUUAGUAAAGUCAAAAUGAAGAAAAGGAACGGUGAGGUUAAAGAAGAGGAAUACACAAAGGGGGCCUUGUAUGGGCUGCCAUCAGAUGAGUCGAAGGAAUCGAGCGCUGUUUUUGAUGUUGACACAGUUGAAGGAGAUGAGGCCGUGGCUGCAGAGUUCGGAGGAGACGAAAUCGCGACUGUAGUCGAUGAGGACGGGGAGUGCGUUUGCGUGUUACCCUAG
Molecule: messenger RNA, 858 nt
Organism: Lindgomyces ingoldianus
Lineage: Eukaryota; Fungi; Ascomycota; Dothideomycetes; Pleosporales; Lindgomycetaceae
Exons: 1
Coding region: 1-858 (285 amino acids)
Source: RefSeq, a predicted model, not a curated record